UUGUUUUGAAUAGGGGUUUUCAGCUGUGGUUGCACUCUGCUCUGUUGAAGAAGAGAAAGCGAAGCUCUUUAGAGAUGACUAUGUUAGUGAAUCAGUUUAAAGUGUCUAUGGAGACAGAGAAGUUUCUAUGCCACCGUUUGAUGGAUCAAAGCCAGUCAAUUUCCGAGCGUUUCAGAGCUCUCUUUUCUCUUCGUAAUCUCCGUGGGUCUGGCCCUCGCAAUGCACUCAUAUCUGCAACAAGGGAUCCUUCAAAUCUUCUGGCCCAUGAGGCUGCGUUUGCUUUGGGUCAGAUGCAAGAUGCAGAUGCCAUCCCUGCUCUGGAAGCGGUUCUCAAUGAUUUUUCUUUGCAUCCUAUAGUUCGACAUGAGGCUGCAGAAGCACUUGGUGCAAUUGGUCUAGAUUCCAAUAUUCCUCUUUUGAGGAAUAGCUUGGUAUUAGAUCCAGCUCAAGAAGUUCGAGAAACUUGUGAAUUGGCUCUUAGCAGAAUCGAGGAAAUGAAGAAUAGUAAAAAUUCUAUAACAAAUCCAUCACCUUUUUUGUCAGUUGACCCAGCUGCAGCUGCAUGUUAUUCUUCUUUGGAAGAUUUAAGGGAUCUUCUUCAUAAUGAAGACAAAAAUAUGUAUGAGCGUUAUGCUGCACUUUUUGCCCUUAGAAACCUUGGAGGCGAUAAAGCUAUUGCUGCUAUUAUUGGCUCGUUGAGCUCUAAAAGCGCUCUUUUGAAACACGAGGUUGCUUAUGUUUUGGGCCAAUUGCAAGAUAAGGCUGCUUCAGAAGCACUUUCCAGGAUUCUUAUGGAUGUAAAUGAGCACCCUAUGGUUAGGCAUGAAGCUGCUGAAGCUCUUGGUUCUAUUGCAGAUGAGCAAUGUAUAGUACUUCUUGAAGAAUUCUCCAAGGAUCCUGAACCAAUAGUCUCUCAGAGUUGUGAAGUGGCCUUGAGCAUGUUGGAGUUUGAGAAAGAGGGAAAAUCCUUUGAGUUUUUUUUCAUGCAGACGCCUCAAAUUUCAGAGCCAAGCACGAUGUGCUAGCCGAUCUUGUGCCCAUUUCAUUGAAGGGAAUGUCUUCUUAAUGAACUAGAUAAAAUUUUAAAAUAAUUAACCUUAUUUACUUGUUUAUGAAGAACUGAAAAAAAGAAGAAAAAGUGUCUCCUAAUUCAUAAGAGGGGUAUAUACACCAAAAGGAUAUUACAUUUGAUUUUGUUUUUUGUUUUUGCUUAAGGAAUUAGUUAGAUUAAAUAGCUUAUUCGGUCAAAAAGAGUUUAUAUGUAAUAUUAAGUUUUUAUGGACCUAGUUACUUUAUAUUUAUAUAUAUAUAUA
Molecule: messenger RNA, 1313 nt
Organism: Impatiens glandulifera
Lineage: Eukaryota; Viridiplantae; Streptophyta; Magnoliopsida; Ericales; Balsaminaceae
Product: deoxyhypusine hydroxylase-like
Exons: 7
Coding region: 75-1025 (316 amino acids)
Biological process (GO): peptidyl-hypusine biosynthetic process
Molecular function (GO): deoxyhypusine monooxygenase activity
Source: RefSeq, a predicted model, not a curated record